Symbiodinium sp. CCMP2456 is the source of this 1035-nucleotide messenger RNA. NCBI's taxonomy places the organism in Eukaryota, Dinophyceae, Suessiales, Symbiodiniaceae. The record is from the annotation of a GenBank genome assembly.
AUGCGCUUUUAUGUGAGCGGAAAGUGGGGCUUUUCACUGCUAUGGGGCUACUACGGCUCGGUGCUUCCCCUCGCAGUCGUGAUGGCUCUGCCAAAUGCGGCAAUCGCCUUCACUUUGGCUACCCUUCACGAGAUCGAUGUCUACGAGCAGGACCAGGACACUGUCAACACCGCCUGGAGCAUCCUUGGCAUCUUCAGUACUUGCAUGUUCUUCGUGCUGAACUUCAGAAGUACGAUUGCCUACAACAGGUGGUGGGAAGGCGGCACUCUGCUACAGCAGACCCGCGGAGAGUGGUUCAACUGCUUCAGCAGCCUCGUUGCAUUCACUAAUCCAGCUCCAGAGCUGGCAUGCAAAGUGGAGGAAUUCCAACACCUUCUCGUCCGUCUCAUGAGUCUGCUCUUUUGCUGUGCGCUGCAGCAAGUCUCGCCAGACAGGGAUAGGCCCUUUGAAGUAUUGUCGCCUGCUGGCAUCGAUCCCGCCAGCCUGUCAAUGCUUUCGAAGAGCAAGGACAAGGUGGAAGUAAUUUUGCAGUGGCUUCAGCGACUGAUCACGCUGAGCAUGCAGGACAGCAUCAUUGUGGUCGCACCGCCGGUGGUUACCCGUGCGUACCAAGAGCUGUCCCGCGGCAUUGUGAAUUUACAAAAUGCGAGAAAAAUUGCGGAGUUUCCAUUCCCGUUCCCUCUCGCACAAGUGAGUAUGGCCAUGCUAUGCCUGCACUGGGCCCUUGUUCCCGUCCUUUGCAGCAUGCUUCUCGGAAGAGUUCUUGCAGCUUGCGUCUCCUUCGUUGUCAUUUGCUUUCUGUGGGCACAGAAUUUCAUUGCGCUGCAGCUCGAAUCACCUUUCGGCUGCGAGCCCAAUGAUUUGCCCAUGCAUCAGAUGCAAGGCGACUGGAACACGAGUCUACGCGCUCUGAUGAAUCCUGUCGCCCAGCGACCUCCGUCGUUCUGUUUUGACCCGGACUUGCACUAUCAGUUCUCUGUGGUCAUGUCGAACAGCGCCAUCCCGAACAAAAGGAGGGCGACGUCCUACGACUGA